GGACUAACACGACGUCUAGCUAACCGCUAGUCACGGUGUCAAUCACAGAAGAGUGGAUAACUGUAGUAGCUCUCCAUUUCGCUACAAAAACUCAACAAGAUGUUUUUUUGCCGGCUGCAUUUUUUUACCUGAGGACUGGAACACACGGACAUCCCAAUGAGAGCGGACAUCGUAGGAUCAUCAUGUUCUCCGAGCUGAGCGCUUCAAGAGACGGCUCCUCUCUGCUAUGCCGCCCAGUAGAGGACCAGGCCCCCGUUUUCGAGAGGGCUUCCCCGGCCUACAGUCCCCACUCGGAGCGCUUUGGGGUUGGGGAUCGCAGCUUCAAUCGCCAGUAUGCUCAUAUUUAUGCAGCACGACUCAUGCAGAUGAGACCUUUGCUCACUGAAAAAGCCCAACAAAAGUGGGGAUCGGAUGUACUAGUCCGGAAACUGUGUGAUCUUCACACAGGAGAACAGUGUGUCAUUGUGGGAACUAUGUUCAAGCGUAUGGACCUGCAGCCAUCCAUCCUAAAAGAGAUCAGUGAGGAGCAUAACCUGCUGCCGCAGCCUCCCCGAACUAAAUUCAUCAGUGACAAUGACGAGUUGAUCCUGGAGGAUGAGCUCCAGAGAAUCAAACUCGAGGGCAACAUUGACAGAGAUAAGUGUGUAACAGGUAGCGUCAUUGCAGUAUUUGGAGCGGAGAGAAACGAUGGCAAGUUCACAGUGGAGGAGUUCUGCACAGCUGAUCUUCCUUUGCAGACUCUAAGACCUGCACUCAGCGCAGAUAGUUUUGUGCUGCUGGUCUCGGGGCUCGGACUUGGUAGUAGUCAUGCCGACAGUAUGCUUGGACUUCAGCUGCUGGUUGACAUGGUAACGGGUCAGCUCGGUGACCAGGGGGAGCAGAGUGGGGCGGCGACAAUCUCAAGGGUGUUGAUGGCGGGAAACCUCCUAAGUGAAAGCACACAGGAUAAGGAUGCCUCCGUCAAGGCCAAAUACCUGACCAAGAAGACUCAAGCUGGUAGUGUGGAGGCCAUCCGCUUGUUGGAUGAGCUGCUGCUCCAGCUUGUGGCAUCGGUCCCAGUGGAUGUGAUGCCCGGCCAGUAUGACCCCACCAACUACACGCUGCCCCAGCAGCCUCUGCACCGCUGCAUGUUCCCCUUGUCUUCGGUCUACCCCACCCUGCAGCUGUCCUCUAACCCGUACCAGGCCACUGUGGAUGGAGUGAGGUUUCUGGGCACGUCUGGUCAGAAUGUCAGCGACAUUGAGCAGUACAGCAGCAUGAACAGUCACUUGGAGAUUCUGGAGGAAACACUGCGACUACGCCACCUUGCUCCGACAGCACCGGAUACACUCGGUUGUUACCCAUUUUAUUUGAAAGAUCCGUUCAUCUUGGAAGAGUGUCCCCAUGUUUACUUCAGCGGAAAUGCCCCUUCCUUUGAGUCAAAGCGUCUAACAGGUCCUGAUGGCCAGGAAGUCCUCUUGGUCACUGUCCCAAAGUUCAGCAGCACCCAAACAGCAUGUCUUGUCAACUUACGCACUCUUACAUGUGAGCCGGUCAGCUUUUCUGCCUUUUCCACCGGUGAAGACGAGGAGAGCGAGAUGAACAUCAGCCACUAAGGAUCUGUAUACCGUAUGACCUUUUAAAAUAGGCACACAUAUCCCGUGAGUGAGACCAUGUUAUGAAAGGUUUACUUAGUAAUAUGAAAUCUAUAUCCUUUUGAAACCACAUUUCUUACACAUGCUCUUUAUGUAUGAGGAAACACUUUCAGAUGUUAGUUAAUCUAAAGUACAGUAUAUUGUUCCAUGGGUGAAGACCGUGUAAAUAAUGACAUCUGGUGUAAAAACAAAUAUUUUUUAAUGUGCAUCUGCAAUAAAAUUCAUGUAUAAAAAGUCUU
Molecule: messenger RNA, 1873 nt
Organism: Doryrhamphus excisus (bluestripe pipefish)
Lineage: Eukaryota; Metazoa; Chordata; Actinopteri; Syngnathiformes; Syngnathidae
Gene: pold2
Product: polymerase (DNA directed), delta 2, regulatory subunit
Biological process (GO): DNA strand elongation involved in DNA replication; DNA replication
Cellular component (GO): delta DNA polymerase complex
Molecular function (GO): DNA binding
Source: RefSeq, a predicted model, not a curated record